ACAUUUGUUUGGCAGUUGGAUGCCUAUAGGAUUUUUCUAGUGCCAGCUUAGGGCCGAAGAAUCGCUUGCGUAGAUGGAUGUAGUAUAAGAUAAGUCGUACCAAAAGCCUUCGGUUGACCAAAAACCUUAAAAAUAUUGAUAACAAUAAAACAAGCAAAAUAUCGAAAAGAUAAUAAUAUCGAUAAUGAAAAUAUCGAUAUUUCGAAAUUGCAUUGUUAUCGUAGUUAACAUUAAAUGGUGAUUGUUUGUUUACUAUCUAAAAGUGACUGCUGUCAGUCCUAAAGAGUAGCUAUCGUCUGAUUUUUUUUAAUGAAAUCAUAGGGACUAAUGUUGCUUUUUUAUGUGACAGUGCUAUAAAAAAUUUGAAUAUGUUACCCAGUGUCGGUGUUUUUGGCACUGGUAAAAUAAUUCGUGUUCUAGUGCCAUGUUUACGAUCUCGGGGAUUUAAAGUUGAAGCUAUUUGGGGAAGAAGCAAGGAAACAGCUGAAAAAAUUGCUAAAGAAUUAGAAAUACCCUUCUUUACUGAUAAAGUUGAUGAGGUUUUACUAAGAAAAGGUGUAGAUCUAGUUUGUAUAAUUUGCCCUCCACAUCUUCAUUCUCAAAUUACUGUCAAAGCUCUUGGCAUUGGAAAACAUGUUUUAUGUGAUCGUCCGGCCGGAUUAUGCCAAACUGAAGUACUGAAAAUGGUCCAUGCUGCCCAGUAUUAUCCUUCUUUAAUAUCCGUUUUAUUCCACAGCUUGCGCUUUUUACCCGCAUUUGCACAGAUGAGAAAAGCUGUUAAGGAAGGAUAUAUUGGUGAUCUGACUAUUUGUGAUGUGCAAGUUCAGUGUGGUAGUUUAUUACAUGAUCAUUAUGAUUGGUCUUGUGAUGCACUAAUGGGUGGUGGAUUGCUUACUAAUGUAGGAAGUCAUAUCAUUGAUAUAAUUGCCUAUACAACAGGUCAGCGUGCCAAAAGAGUUCAUGGGAUGGUCAAAACGUUCACUAAAACUUGUCAUUUUGAGGGCAUUAGGCAAAUAACCAGCGAUGACUUCUGUGCAUUUCAAAUGGAACUAGAAGGAGGAGGUUGUGCUACUGUUACACUGAAUGAGCAUUUGCCAGGGCAGUUUAGUCAGGAAGUGUUACUUUGUGGAUCUAAUGGCUACGUAGUUGUACGUGGUGGAGAUCUUUAUGGACAAAAGAUAAAUUCCAUUAAGGAAGAAGUCUUAUAUUUGGAUAUUGAGGACCUUAAACAAUCUUCUGCAAUGAGCUUUAACAAUAUAAAUAUGUCUGUACCAGACUCUGCUGAAAAUUUAUUACCAAAACCUUAUAUGAAAGGCUUAGUUAAAAUGGUUGGUGCUCUUAAAGAAGCAUUUGCUUCUCAAGAUGAUCUGCAGAGCUGGGUGAAAGAGCCUGUUGCAAUAGCUGCAUCAUUUGAAGAUGGACAGUACAUUCAGGCUGUGAUAGAUUCAAUUCGUUUAUCUUCGAAACAGAGGGAAUGGGUGAAAGUAGAACUUAUGUCAGAAGACCCAGAAACCCAGCAACCAUUGUUAUCAUCAUUACCUUAAAGUCUGGGAUUUUAACUACUGAAUGUAUUUGUAGGGAAGAUUUCUGUAUUGGUACUUUCUCCAGAAUAAUUCACAAGUUUUGUUGAUUUCUGGACAGUGGCCACAAGAAACUAAAAACGCAUUACAAAAGGGGACCAACUUAAAGGGUAUAACUCAGCAAACCCCAGGCAAAUAUCGAAAUCACUUAAUAAAAGAAAAUUGAUAACUUAAAAUAUGAUGGUCGGUUGUAAUUAGCAUGAGCAGGUACCAAUACGGAAAUUUUCUCUACUUGUGAUUAUUGCAUUUGUACUUAAUAUGCAUUUAACUUUGUUUUUGCAUUUACACUAAUGUGAUGCCAUCUUAUAUGGAUUGAUGGUUGUGAAAUUGUAUUUUAUUUACUGACAUUAUUGGUCACUGCAUUUUUUUUUUUUUACAUUGUACAUAAACAUUUUAUUGUGAUAAACA
Messenger RNA from Parasteatoda tepidariorum (common house spider), 1988 nucleotides. The record is from RefSeq and is a predicted model, not a curated record. NCBI's taxonomy places the organism in Eukaryota, Metazoa, Arthropoda, Arachnida, Araneae, Theridiidae.